AUGUCCGACGUGAAGAUUGAAGGAACAUCAAAUAUAACCGGCAAUAACUCUGACCAAAUACCCAUGGGAACAACUACGGGAAAUACUAUCGAAACAGCUUCACCUCAUACUAAUAACACAUCCACCACAUCCACCACACCCGCCUCGUCUUCCCAGGGGACUUCCGCAAAGGUCUGUCCAGUAAUGAAGCAACCGGCCAAACCAAAAGCAAAAAGACAACGUAAUAGAACUCCAAAAAGCUGCAUACAAUGCUCCAAGAGAAAGAUAUAUUGUUCAAAAGAACGACCAGCAUGCAGUAAUUGUAUCAAAUAUGCAGUGGGCCACUUGUGCUCAUACGCAUUACCACCAUGGGCCGAGGCUGCAAAUAGCUCAAAUAAAGAAGGUGAAGCUAAAGUAGUAGGAAAUAACUCUAAUUCAAGUAAUGGAGCCAAUUCUGAAACAGCUGCACCAAGAGCAUCAAUAGGUCAAACUUCACAAACGUCGCAAACAACACCAAUGGCACCAAUGGCACCAAUAGCACCAAUAGCACCAGUCAAGAUACAACAGACAGAAGAGUACAGACAACUCAAGGCUAACACUGAGAAAAUCAUCUCAUCUCAGCGAAAGGAAAUAGAUGAUUUGAAACGACAGUUAUCCGUGGUACAACAAUUAUCACCAAGAGAAGCCAUAACAAAGCAACAAUCCUUGCAUCAGAUUGGACAAGUAUCAGUCACUAUAUUGAACAAGAUCAGUCUUUUGGCAAGUACUUAUUUGGCCAACAAGAUUGAAAUCACCAACGACUAUGGCAUUAAUGUUAUUACCAACUCAACACUGACUCCCAAAUCAGUAUACGUUGACAUGUAUUCAUGGAUUAAUUUGAUAAAAUUGGAUCCACAAUUGACAACACUUUGGUAUCGAAUAACCAACUUGCAAAAGAUGUACCAUGUGUAUAAGAUGAAUAUGCUCAAAAGUGGACAACAAGGGCAACAACUUCAAAUACAGCAACUGGAACUGGAACUGCAACUGCAACUGCAACUGCAACUGGAGCUACAGCUGGGACAGCUGACACCUUUGCAACAACCAAAUCCAGUACAUCCAUUACAUUCACCGCAUCCUCCACAGUCACAUCUGCAUCUGCUAACAUCACCAUCCUUGCUAACACCAGUCAUGAAGGAGGAUUCAGUAUUUCAGAAAAAGCAAAGGCUUGCUGGUAACACUAAAAAAUCUAAUUACAAAAUCAAUGAAGUCGACUUUACGUAUUCCCUCCAGCCGCUGACCUCAAACUUGAGUGACGGCGUUUCGCCUAGAGGAGUUGGAACUCCAGGCUCGGCUGCAAGUGAUGACAUUCACAAGUGUCCUGUAGUUGAAUGCGAUUUCAAUUUCAUGUCCGAAGAACAACCAACAUUAACACCAAGCCCAUACAAAACAACACCAAAAUCGGACCCUUCUCCUCAACCAAUUCACAAGAACGAAACGCUCGACAAUAGUAACAAGUUUUACAGAAUUAAAAAGCCAAUUAAUUUGCAUGGUAAACUACUUACUUUGUGGGAAUCUUUGCUCACAUUACCUAGAGGAGACACCAAAUUGGAUAUCCAACAAAUCCAUUUCUUACUUGAUUACUACUACAAGAGUAAUUUUGAAAGCAAGGCCAUAUUAUCGUUUUAUAGAUUUGAUGUGCAAUCAGUAUUCAAAAAGUCUUUUAAUGAUGAAGUUGUUUUUAACUUGCCGCAAGGCGUUGAGGAGGACAUAAACUACCAACUCAAGUCCAUGGGAGUAUAUCUCUGCAUGCUUGUGUUGAUCAUUGAAGAAACAUUAAAUGAUCUACGGCUUUCGGUAAAAUAUGGUACCGAUAAGGAGUUAUGCUUACAAUUUGAGGAUGUGUUCCCCAACGAAAUUCCUUUACUUGGACUAGGUGUUAAGCAAAAUCAUUUACUAUAUAUGGUGCAGGAUUUUGUCUCUUCUUAUGACACAGAAAACAAAAAGAGUUUGUCAUAUUGUGCUUUGAUCUUGAGUUUGCUUAGCCGAGAAAUUGAUGAUUACAAAAUGCCCGGUUCAAGCAUCUCGGAUACAAAAAGUUCAUUCACCUCGCUCUUUACUGAUUUUCUACAUGUAUUACUAGAUGGUUCGUUAGAGUUAUGGAAAGAUCCUGAAUUGGUGGAACUAAAGUCACAGUAUAAGAAACGUAAGAAGGAUCUCAAGAUUCAUUUUUGUCGGUUGUGGGUCAAUAUUGUAAGAUUGAGCAAUUUGGUAACGUUAAAUUUUGUUCCUUUAAUCAAACAUUCUGAAUAUUUGGAUAAUUUACUCAAACGAAUUUUUCAGAAAAUUGAACAAGUUGACCUGUUACAAUAUCAUCUAAAAUAUUUGAGUAGUAAAACAAAUGAAGGCGAGCUAAUAGUUACACUCCAUGUUCACUAUUUGAUAGCAAGUGUCUCGUGUACAUUGUGUCGCGGAAUCAUGAAUUUGGGUUCGAGCAGGUUAACAGUGUACCAAUUGGAAAGCUUAAUAGAGCAAUGUCAAACAUGGAAACAGGACCUUGGCGUUGAUAGACUAAGUAAUGAACUGCGCAAAUUUGAGCUUGAGAUUAUUCUUGAAUACUUGCGAUAUUUCAUGACAUAUAUACUAAUGCUCCAGGGAGAAGAGAACUCAGAUACUGCAAUUAUGCAAAAUAUCUCGCCAGAUAUUUUGACUCGAUUGAUGCAAUUGCUUCAAAGAUUAAAUAAGAUGAGCAACACGGAUAAUGAUGAUGAUAAUCAUCAUCAUCAUCACCAUCAUUAUCCUCAAUAUUAUCGUUCACAGUAUGUGUAUUCAGUCAUGACCGAAGCAUUGACGAGGCUGAUCCAUUUUGUAGUUGGACUAAUGUUGAGAUUUCAGCAUAAUGGAUCCUCAUCGCACCAGGAAACUACUAAUUUAAUAUCGCAAACUUGUGAGAGUGUUAAAACUAAUGAUCUUGGUCUCAUUACCUCCACGGCAUUCAUUAGCAAAUUAUCAGAUGAAGUGGAUUGUGCAAUAGGUUUUCUUAGCAAGGCAUUAUUGCAUCAAGAAAGGGUUACAAAACUUUCCAAAUUGUGGAAAUUAUAUUUGAUGUUGAUUAAGAAUGAAAACUAUGCAAGAUUGCAUGCUGGAUUACCUGAGUUUUCUGGCAAUAAUAGCAAUGCCAAUGGGAUGCAAGCAGUGUGUCCAGUAAUUGGCCAUGGAAGUGGACAUUCAAGCGGAAAUGGGGACGAGUCUGGUGGGGUAAUAAAAACAAAAUUACCCUCAACUAGGCAACUUGGUUCUUCUCUGGUUGAGUCUGCAAGUAGAUGUCCAGUUGUUGGUCAUGGUGCAGAAAACUCGCCUCUUGGUGCAAGCAUGCAAAUUCCCUUUUCUUCCCAAAGAGGUGGCGUAGGAAGUGGUGUUGGUAGCGGUGCGGGCAUUAAUGGUGAGGUGAAGAAGGAGGUUUCAAAAUGCCCAAUAUCGCAGAUCACUACACCAACAAAUGAUGACGAAGUACCAUCGGAUCCGACAAAGAUGUCUAGUUUUGCCGGUCCAUCUUUGUCCCUGCAAAUGAAAGUUGAUCCUUACAGUCCUUCUGGUCUUAAUAGUAGUGCACAUGCUACCACCAAUGGAAUCGCUGCAGGCAGUGCUGGAGGUGUGGGAGGAGGUAAUAGCAAAAAGAGGAAAUGUCCCUUUGAUCAUUCGGCAAUGAUGAGACCUAAUUUGUAUCCCAACCAUAUUGAAUCGAGUAUUCGUGGCACAGCCGGCUCCACACUGCUGAGUUCCGUUUCUAUAACAAACAAUUCAAACUUUAAUGAGCACAAGACUUAUAGUCCGAGCCCAUUGAGCAUGUCUUAUACAACACCUGCUGCAUUCCCACAGCAAGUAACACAACAUAUCACUCCAGUUCAGCAGAAGCAACAAGCAAAUUUGCAACAACAACAACCUCACCCACAACAACAGCAACAACAGCAGCAAUUUGUUGCAGCCCCUACAGCUCAUGCUUCUACUAUUGAUAGAAAUUCAUUCAACAAUUUUGUAUCUGGGCCUGGCUCGGUUGUUGGUGCUCCAAUGACAAAUAUACCGAGUAUGGACUCAGGUUUGGACAUGCUCAAUCAAUUCAAUGACUUUGAUUUUGAUUUUUUAAACAACGAAAAUUUGUUUGAACACUUCGGCGGAUUAGGCGGUAUGGAUUUUAGUACUGGAAAUGGCGCUGUUGCGAAUGCGAGCUUGAAUAACGGAAAUCUGAAUGCUACAAACAUGGACGAUGGAACUAACUUUGGAAACUCAAGUGGCAAUAUAGAAGGGUUUUUCCAAUAA
This is a messenger RNA of Lodderomyces elongisporus, 4272 nucleotides long. RefSeq names its product Zcf20p (gene ZCF20). Gene Ontology annotation, biological process: regulation of DNA-templated transcription. Gene Ontology annotation, cellular component: nucleus. Gene Ontology annotation, molecular function: zinc ion binding; DNA-binding transcription factor activity, RNA polymerase II-specific. The record is from RefSeq and is a predicted model, not a curated record. Bases 1 to 4272 code for a protein of 1423 amino acids. NCBI's taxonomy places the organism in Eukaryota, Fungi, Ascomycota, Pichiomycetes, Serinales, Debaryomycetaceae. The transcript has a single exon.